AUGAAGAAUCAAUGCUAUGAUUCGAUGUUUUAUUUGAAGCUGGACAACAUUCUCUUGGAUUCCGAAGGACAUAUCAAGAUCGCUGAUUUCGGCAUGUGUAAAGAAGGGAUUACAGGGAACAACAAGACUAGAACAUUUUGCGGAACACCCGAUUAUAUUGCACCUGAGAUCAUCAAAUACGAGCCGUAUGGUCAAUCAGUUGAUUGGUGGUCUUUUGGUGUAUUACUGUACGAAAUGCUUGCCGGACAGCCUCCGUUCGAUGGGGAAGAUGAAGAAGAACUGUUCCGAAAUAUUGCCACUCGUGAUAUUGUAUAUCCGCGGCAUAUGUCACGUGAAGCCACGCUUAUGUGCAAAGGCGUAAGUGAUCUUGGGGAUUUGUUGUUGUUGUUGUUCGUUUGUCAUCAACUUUAUUUGCUCACGUCUAAUUUGGUGUUGGCUAUCAGAGGUGGUCGGGGUCAGGGUCGGAGUGGGGUAAUUGUGAGCUCGCUUGCUGCGGGCCGUUUACUCUGGUUCUUGCUCACACGGGAUCCUCAUGAACGUCUGGGUUGUGGAUCGAACGGUGAACGGGACAUUCGAGAGCAUCAGUUCUAUCGACGAAUCGAUUGGCACAAAAUUGCCACCAGACAAGUACAGCCGCCGUUCAAACCACGAAUUAAAGAUCGUCGGGAUGUGAGCAAUUUCGAUCGGGAAUUCACCAAAGAUGCGCCAAAAAUGACUCCAACCGACAAACUGUACAUUAUGAACCUGGAUCAAACCGAGUUCACCGGAUUUUCCUAUGUCAAUCCGGAAUAUAUUCUCGAAGUGUGA
Molecule: messenger RNA, 807 nt
Organism: Echinostoma caproni
Lineage: Eukaryota; Metazoa; Platyhelminthes; Trematoda; Plagiorchiida; Echinostomatidae
Source: the annotation of a GenBank genome assembly